Nylanderia fulva is the source of this 600-nucleotide messenger RNA. Lineage: Eukaryota; Metazoa; Arthropoda; Insecta; Hymenoptera; Formicidae. The record is from RefSeq and is a predicted model, not a curated record.
GAUCCGCAACCACCAGAACCAUGGUCCAGCGACAGAGACGCUUCGUCUAACGGAAACGUCUGUCUUCAGAUGGUAACGAACAUUGUCAUAGGCGAAGAAGACUGUCUCUAUUUGAACGUGUAUACCAACGAUGUAAUAUCUCCAAAGAAAAGUGCUGUGAGAUGGAUACAUGGUGGAGGCUUUUUUGUGGGAGACGGUACCUUUGUAUACGGUCCCGAUUAUAUCAUGCGGAAGGAUGUGGUACUCGUCACCCUGAAUUACAGAUUAGGGUUUUUAGGUUUUCUCAAUUUUUAUAAGGAAAUGGCGACAGGAAAUCAGGUAAAAGAUGUAGUUAUGGCGUUAAGAUGGGUUAAAAGAAAUAUAUUGCAAUUCGGUGGAGAUCCCGAUAACGUCACAAUUUUUGGUCAAAAUGCGGGUGGAGUGAUGGUUCAUUAUCUAACUAUUUCACCGUUAGCUAAAGGUUUAUUUCAUAAAGCAAUAUGUCAAAGUGGUGUCAUGACAGUUCCUUGGGCUUUCACUGAACAAGACGAUGCUAUCAAUAACGGUCUGAUGUUAGCCCAGAAGCUUGGUAAUGCGACUUUUGAUCCGGAAGACGCUUGA